ACCAAUUAGCAGCAGAAUAUGCCACAACUUCUGGGAGCAGGAAAGACCUCUCCUAGCUUCCUACUGGAUAUCUUUAUUAGCACUUCCGUAGAUUCUGUGAAAAAGAAGAAAUAAAAGGAAAUCACCCACAUCUUCGAAAUGUUUUUCAAAAUGAAAAAUGAGAUAGACGAUGACCCCGAAUCAGAAAAAUACAUCAAGGAUUCCAUCAUCAUGAGAAGAGAGCCCCAAAAUGUCCUUAGUCCUUUGGUGCUCCCUAACCUUGAGAUCCCAUUCUCAGUAAAGGAUAUCAUCUCUAGGAUUGAGCGUGCACAGCUCCAUCGAGCAAGAGAGGACAUUGAUAUGCAGCUGAGUGAAAUAAUGAACAAUGUGCAUCGGAUAAUGACUCGCUAUACUCUUGUUUUUAACUCGUCCUCUGAAAGGAAUGUCUCCCUUACAGAACAAAAGAAAAAACAGAGAACCAAUUUUCUUGAGAAAAUGGCUACUUAUGCUAAGACUGUUGAAAUUAGAGAAAAGACUCUUGCCAACAUUCUGGUCUGGUUGGAAGAAUGGAAUGCCGUUUUGUCUGAGAUGACUCUAAUGGAUGUUGAUGAACACCACCACUGGAUAGCACAAAUGGAGAUGUUACCAGACAUGUUAAAAGCUAUUGAGAAAAAUGUCAAGAUACUAAGCAGAUUUAGUACAUCUUUCCUUGAUGAAAAGAAGAAACAAAAGAAAAAAAUAUUAUCUAGAGGUACUCUAUGGAAAUCUUGGAAAGAAAAAGUUAUAAAACGACCUUCAACAGCCCAUGCUUUAAGACCAGAUCAGAUGAUUAGUGAUCAAUUUGCAACAAAUACAAAGGUUUCAGAAAUCCAAGGUAUGCUACAGGAACUCAUAGGCACCACAAUGUUCAGUACGUUGGAAAACAAUGCUAUUAAAUAUAUAUCAUCAACAAUAGUAAAUCUUUCUAAAGCUUUGAGUAUGCUAAAUGAUGAAUUAAAAGGUGUUACCUUCCAAAGUUCCACUGUGUGUGUACAUGAGACAAGUGAAGCAGAAAAGGAGCUCUCUCUGAAGGUAAUACAAGAUCUCAGUAACGAAAAUGAAAUGCUUCAGCAGAAACUUCAUGAUGCAGAAGAAAAAUGUGAACAACUUAUUCGAUCCAAAAUUGUUACAGAACAAGUAUAUGCAAUAUUGUCCACAUCAUCAACCUUGAAAGUGUUACCUGGACCUUCUCCACAGUCAUCCAGGGCCAUUAUCAAAGUUGGUGAUACUGAGGACAAUAUGGACAAUAUUUUAGACAAGGAACUUGAAAAUAUUGUAGAUGAAGUCCAAAGAAAAGAGACCAAGGACUCUGGGAUAAAAUGGGAGUCCAGCAUUUCAUAUACAGCCCAAGCUGAAAGAACUCCAGAUUUAACUGAACUGCAACAGCAACCUGUUGCUUCUGAAGAUAUUUCUGAAGAUAGCACUAAAGAUAACGUAUCACUGAAGGAAGGUGAUGUCUAUCAGGAAGAUGAGACUGACGAGUAUCAGUCAUGGAAAAGAAAGCACACAAAAGGCACACAUGUAUCUGAGACCUCUGGACCAAAUCUGUGGGAUAAUAAAGGUGGACAGAAAGUCUCAGAGGCCAAACCUAGUCAAUACUAUGAGUUACAAGCACUGAAAAAGAAAAGAAAAGAAAUGAAAUCCUUUCCUGAAGACAAAUCAAAGUCACCCACUGAAGCAAAAAGAAAACAUCUCUUUUUAACUGAAACAAAGAGUCAAGGUGGCAAAAGUGGAACAAGUAUGAUGUUGGAGCAAUUUAGGAAGGUCAAACGUGAAUCUCCAUUUGACAAACGCCCGACUGCAGCAGAGUUUAAAGUGGAACCCACCACUGAGUCGUUGGACAAAGAGCGCGAAGGUGAAAUUAGCAGCCUAGUGGAGCCACUCAAUAUGAUCCAAUUUGAUGAUACCGCUGAGCCACAGAAAGUAAAAAUAAAAGGAAAGAAACACCAUAUCUCUUCAGGAACUACCACAAGCAAAGAAGAAACAACCGAAGAGAAUGAAGUGUUGACCAAACAAGUCAAGUCUCAUCAACCUGUUAAAUCACUCUCAAGAGUGGCUAAAGAGACUUCAGAAUCUACUAGAGUUCUAGAAAGUCCAGAUGGCGAAAGUGAACAGAGUAACCUUGAAGAAUUUCAGAAAGCCAUAAUGGCUUUCCUAAAACAGAAAAUUGAUAACACGGGAAAGCCUUUUGACAAAAAGACUGUUCCGAAAGAAGAGGCGUUAUUAAAAAGAGCAGAAGCUGAAAAACUAGGAAUUGUAAAGGCAAAAAUGGAGGAAUAUUUCCAAAAAGUGGCUGAAACUGUGACUAAAAUCUUGAGAAAAUACAAAGAGAUAAAAAAGGAAGAACGAGUUGGACAGAAACCUAUAAAACAAAAAAAGGUAGUCUCAUUUAUGCCAGGAUUGCAUUUUCAGAAGUCACCAAUUAGUGCAAAGUCUGAAAGCAGUACCUUCCUCUCACAUGAGAGCACAGAUCCAGUAAUUAACAAUUUAAUGCAAACGAUCUUGGCUGAAAUAGAAAGUGAAAGAGAUAUUCCAACAGUCUCAGCAGUACAGAAAGACCACAGGGAGAUGGAAAAACAAAGGUGGGAGCAAUAUUUGCAAGAGGGUCAAGAACAAAUGUCUGGCAUGAGUCUCAAACAGCAGUUCCUGGAAGAAAGAAAUCUUUUGAAGGAGCACUAUGAGAAGAUAAGUGAGAAUUGGGAAGAGAAAAAGGCACAGCUCCAGAUGAAGGAGGGAAAGCAAGAACAACAGAAACAGAAACAGUGGCAGAAAGAAGAGAUGUGGAAGAAAGAGCAAAAACAGACAACUCCAAAGCAGGCUGAGCAAGAGGAGAAGCAAAAGCAAAGAGGACAGGAGGAAGAAGAGCUUCCAAAGUCAGGUCUGCAGCGACUGGAAGAAGGGACCCAAAAAAUGAAAGCACAAGGGUUGUUCUUGGAAAAGGAGAAUGGACAGAUGAGGCAGAUUGAGAAGGAAGUGAAACAUCUGGGGCCAAACAUGAGAAGGGAGAAAGGGAAGGAAAAGCAGAAGCCAGAGAGAGGGCUGGAGGACCUCGAAAGGCAGACCAAAACAAAGGAUCAGAUGCAGAUGAAGGAAACACAACCUAAAGAGCUAGAAAAACUGGUCAUCCAAACUCCAGUGACAUUAUCUCCCAGGUGGAAGAGUGUAUUGAAAGAUGUACAGUGGUUAUAUGAAGGAAAAGAGUUUCAUGGGAAUCUGAAGACAUUAGAGAAUCUUCCUGAUGAAAAGGAGCCCAUAUCAAUCACACCUCCCCACUCCCCACAGCCCUCCUCGCCUGGAGCUCUUCCUACUUCUGGACAGCCUCUCACUAAAUGCAUUCAUCUCACACCUCAGCAGGCCCAGGAAGUGGGGAUCCCUCUCACCCCUCAGCAGGCCCAGGCUCAGGGAAUCACUCUCACCCCUCAGCAGGCUCAGGCCCUGGGGAUCCCUCUCACCCCUCAGCAGGCUCAGGAAUUGGGAAUCCCUCUCACCCCUCAGCAGGCUCAGGAAUUGGGGAUCCCUCUCACCCCUCAGCAGACCCAGGCUCAGGGGAUCCCUCUCACCCCUCAGCAGGCUCAGGAAUUGGGAAUCCCUCUCACCCCUCAGCAGGCUCAGGAAUUGGGAAUCCCUCUCACCCCUCAGCAGGCUCAGGCCCUGGGGAUCCCUUUCACCCCUCAGCAGGUGCAGGCUCAGGGGAUCCCUCUCACCCCUCAGCAGGCUCAGGAAUUGGGGAUCCUUCUCACCCCUCAGCAGGCCCAGGCUCAGGGGAUAACUCCCACCCCUCAGCAGGCCCAGGAAUUGGGGAUCCCUCUCACCCCUCAGCAGGCCCAGGCUCAGGGAAUCACUCUCACCCCUCAGCAGGCUCAGGCCCUGGGGAUCCCUCUCACCCCUCAGCAGGCUCAGGAAUUGGGAAUCCCUCUCACCCCUCAGCAGACCCAGGCUCAGGGGAUCCCUCUCACCCCUCAGCAGGCUCAGGAAUUGGGAAUCCCUCUCACCCCUCAGCAGGCUCAGGAAUUGGGAAUCCCUCUCACCCCUCAGCAGGCUCAGGCCCUGGGGAUCCCUUUCACCCCUCAGCAGGUGCAGGCUCAGGGGAUCCCUCUCACCCCUCAGCAGGCCCAGGCUCAGGGAAUCACUCUCACCCCUCAGCAGGCCCAGGCUCAGGGAAUCACUCUCACCCCUCAGCAGGCCCAGGAAUUGGGGAUCCCUCUCACCCCUCAGCAGGUGCAGGCUCAGGGGAUCCCUCUCACCCCUCAGCAGGCUCAGGAAUUGGGAAUCCCUCUCACCCCUCAGCAGGCUCAGGAAUUGGGAAUCCCUCUCACCCCUCAGCAGGCUCAGGCCCUGGGGAUCCCUCUCACCCCUCAGCAGGCCCAGGAAUUGGGGAUCCCUCUCACCCCUCAGCAGGUGCAGGCUCAGGGGAUCCCUCUCACCCCUCAGCAGGCUCAGGAAUUGGGAAUCCCUCUUACCCGUCAGCAGGCUCAGGCCCUGGGGAUCCCUCUCACCCCUCAGCAGGCCCAGGAAUUGGGGAUCCCUCUUACCCGUCAUCAGGCUCAGGCCCUGGGGAUCCCUCUCACCCCUCAGCAGGCUCAGGAAUUGGGGAUCCCUCUCACCCGUCAGCAGGCUCAGGCCCUGGGGAUCUCUCUCACCCCUCAGCAGGCUCAGGCCCUGGGGAUCCCUCUCACCCCUCAGCAGGCCCAGGCUCAGGGAAUCACUGUCACCCCUCAGCAGGCUCAGGAAUUGGGAAUCCCUCUCACCCCUCAGCAGGUGCAGGCUCAGGGGAUCCCUCUCACCCCUCAGCAGGCCCAGGAAUUGGGGAUCCCUCUCACCCCUCAGCAGGCUCAGGAAUUGGGGAUCCCUCUUACCCGUCAGCAGGCCCAGGAAUUGGGGAUCCCUCUCACCCCUCAGCAGGCUCAGGAAUUGGGGAUCCCUCUCACCCCUCAGCAGGCCCAGGAAUUGGGGAUCCCUCUCACCCCUCAGCAGGCUCAGGAAUUGGGGAUCCUUCUCACCCCUCAGCAGGCCCAGGCUCAGGGGAUCCCUCUCACCCCUCAGCAGGCCCAGGCACUGGGAAUCCCCAUCACCCCAGUAAAUGCCUGGGUGUCAGCUGUCACUCUUACUCCUGAGCAAACCCAGGUUUUGGAGUCCCCUAUCAACUUAGAACAGGCUCAAGAACAGUUAUCGAAGUUAGGGGUUCCUCUCACCUUAGAUAAAGCCCAUACCUUGGGAUCGCCCCUCACCCUUAAGGAAGUCCAGUGGUCCCAUAAACCAUUUCAGAAACCGAAGGCUUCUCUCCCCACUGGGCAAUCCAUCAUAUCAAGAUUGUCUCCAAGCCUUAGGCUGUCCCUGGCAUCAUCAGUUCCUACUGCUGAGAAGUCCUCUAUAUUGCAGAUAUCAACGGUUCCCCUCAACCAAGGCCCCUUUGCCCCUGGGAAGCCCCUAGAAAUGGGGAUUCUUUCUGAGCCUGGGAAGCUUGGGGCACCACAGACUCUUCAUUCCUCUGGACAGACCCUGGUAUAUGGAGGUCAAUCCACUUCUGCGCAGUUCCCGGCACCACAGGCCCCUCCCACCCCUGGGCAGCUGCGAAUAUCUGGGGCCCCUCCCACUCCAGGGCAGCCCUUUGUAGCUGGAGUCCCACCCGCUUCUGGACAGAUUCCAAGUCUCUGGGCUCCUCUUUCUCCUGGGCAGCACUUAGUUCCUGAAGCCUCUGCCAUCCCUGGGGACCUCCUGGAAUCUGGACCCUUAACCUUCUCUGAGCAGCUCCAGGAAUUCCAGCCUCCUGCCACUGCUGAACAAUCUCCCUGUCUGCAGGCUCCUUCUACCUCUGGGCAGCAUCUGGCACCAUGGACCCUUCCUGGGCGAGCUUCUUCAUUAUGGAUCCCUCCCACCUCUAGACAUCCUCCCACACUCUGGCCUCCCCCAACCCCUGGAAAGCCCCAGAAAGGUUGGUCCCCUUCUGUUGCUAAGCAAAGAUUGGCAAUUAUUUCUUCUCUGACAUCUAAAUCAGCACUGAUCCAUCCUCGUGCUCCAGCUUUCAAGGUAGCUCAAGUUCCUUUCACCACUAAGAAGUUCCAAAUGCCGGAGGCCUCUGACACUUCCGAAGAAACCCAGAUACUUCGAGAUCCUUUUGCUAUGGAAUCAUUUAGAACAUUUCAGUCCCAUCUCACCAAAUACAGGACCCCAGUAUCCCAAACCCCUUACACUGGUGAAGGGGCCCUUCCCACUCUCAUGAAGCCUACAUCACUAUCUUCUCUCACUACUCUACUCAAAACAUCACAGAUUUCACCUUUGGAAUGGUACCAGAAAUCCCGAUUCCCUCCUAUAGACAAGCCCUGGAUACUGAGUUCAGUUUCAGGUACCAAGAAACCCAAAAUAAUGGUGCCCCCUUCCUCUCCUCAAGAACUUGAAGAAAAGAGGUAUUUUGUUGAUGUGGAAGCUCAGAAGAAGAACCUGAUACUAUUAAAUCAGGCUAUAAAAACUUGUGGACUCCCUUCACAGCUGCACACAAUGGCUAGGACUCUCAUAAUUGAGAUACUUCAUACGGACUCGGUUCAGUUGGGAUACCUAUUCCGCAAGUACAUUGCCUACAGGCUGAUCCAGUAUGCCAGGAACAACAUAGUGAAACGACUAAAAGCCAUCCAAAAUACUGGGAAAGGCUAUGAGGCCAGGAACCUCCACGUGAUGCUGAGCAGACUUGAUGAUUAUGGGAAAAAGGUGAUGCGGGUCUGGACCGAGAAGCAGAAGUCUCUAGGGCAGAAACGGAAUCAGUGCCUGAAGAAAAUGAUACAUGUAUUCAACCAGCUCAAAAAGAUAUAUGAAUUGAAUCUUAGUCAACCUAUCCCCUUAAUCAUCGAAGAAAAGCAGAUACCUGCCUCUACCACAUUUGUUCAAAAGCCAUUCUUAAAAUUACUAGUGGAAGAGGACAGAACCUCUGACAUAUUCAAGAAAUUUAGACAACCAGAGGACCAGACAGAGGCCAUCUGGAAUGUUGAUCUGUCCACUUCAAGCUACCCAAUAGCAGAGAAGACAUCUAUGCAUAUGCAUUCACUCUGGGCCCAGCUGGGUGGGUACCCAGAUAUUCCCAGGCUGCUUCAGUUAGAAGUGCAGUCUACCUUCCGAAAAUCUCUUGCAUCCCUCCAAUCACAGGUUAAGAAGAUUCCCAAAUGA
Molecule: messenger RNA, 7173 nt
Organism: Rhinopithecus roxellana (golden snub-nosed monkey)
Lineage: Eukaryota; Metazoa; Chordata; Mammalia; Primates; Cercopithecidae
Gene: FAM186A
Product: family with sequence similarity 186 member A
Exons: 12
Coding region: 139-7173 (2344 amino acids)
Source: RefSeq, a predicted model, not a curated record